Molecule: messenger RNA, 1227 nt
Organism: Ictalurus furcatus (blue catfish)
Lineage: Eukaryota; Metazoa; Chordata; Actinopteri; Siluriformes; Ictaluridae
Product: F-box only protein 36-like
Exons: 4
Coding region: 465-1052 (195 amino acids)
Molecular function (GO): protein binding
Source: RefSeq, a predicted model, not a curated record
CUAAAGUUACAUACGACAUUGUUAUACACGUUUCUAACUUCAAUAGAAUUUAAGGGAAUGAUGUACAAAUCUCAAAGGUGUGCGUUAUACCUGACACCUAGAUGAACACUUUACAGUUGGAUGUGUGAUUGUUCAUCAUUCCCUUCAAAUGCUAUUGAGCUUUAAAUUAUGGUAUAUUUUGUGUAUGAGCCCAUGCAGUAGUAAAAUACAUGGCAAAAUUUAUAUAUGAUUUAAUAGUUUAUUUUGUUAAAUAUCAAAAGUCUAAGAGGUGUGCAUUAUAGCUGACACCUAGAUGAACACUUUACAGUUGGUUAUAUGACUGUAAGUCAUUCCCUUCAAAUGCUAUUGAAGUUAGAAACGUGUUUAACAAUCUCGUAUCUAACUUUAGAGACGGUCCCUUAAUUUCCGCAUAUCCGCGAAUAUCGAACGUCCAACAUCAAACCAACUUUAUUCCAGUACAAAACAUGGCAUCUCUGCUCCCAGAGUUACUGUUUGAGAUCAGUGGUCAGGCACCUUCUCCUUCUAAAGAUUUCGUUCAGCUCACUGUAACAAAAACACAGGUAAUAUGGAGGUGGUGGAAGAUUUCUCUGCAUGUCAAGUUGCAAGGCAUGUCGCCUGGAGAAAUGAAACACAGUCAUGAGGAGUUUCUAAAUGAUAACAGACUACAGCGACAAGUUGGUUUGGUGUUUGGGUCACAGAUCCUGGAGUACACACUUGGCCUCUGUGAAGGGAGGUUUGAUUAUCUGGAGCGUUUGCCUGAUAAUCUGCUGCUGUAUUUUCUUUCCUAUAUGAGCUACCAGGAUAUCUGCCACCUCAGCCAGACCUCACACCGUUUCAAGAAGCUGUGUGACUCUAAUAAAGUAUGGCAGCAGGCAGUGCGGCGUAGCAGUAUUGAUAUCACACCCGAAAUAGAGACGCUGGCCAAGAGGUUUGGCUGGAGGAAGAUCUACAUCACUUUCCAUGAUAUUAAAGCCCAACUUGGUAGCGAGAAAGACAUAUCCAUGGACAUGGGUGAAGAUGAGGACAAACAUGAACCACAUGAAUCCCUUUAAACAUGGCUCCUAGAAGCAUUAUGUAAAUCUCUGUGAUAUUUUGCUUGUAUUUUCUCAUUUGUAAGUCGCUUUGGAUAAAAGCGUCUGCUAAAUGAAUAAAUGUAAAUGUAAAUUUAUUGUUCUUAUGUUUGCAGUGUUAUCAUUAAUAAACUUUCCUGACACGCUUGUUCCCCAA